Messenger RNA from Linderina pennispora, 998 nucleotides. RefSeq lists its product as uncharacterized. Bases 265 to 795 code for a protein of 176 amino acids. Lineage: Eukaryota; Fungi; Kickxellomycota; Kickxellomycetes; Kickxellales; Kickxellaceae. Gene Ontology annotation, molecular function: nucleic acid binding. The transcript has a single exon. The record is from RefSeq and is a predicted model, not a curated record.
GUGCGGUACUGCAUGUAGUCAACUGGCCUGUGCAUAGGCCGUUGCCUGCAUGGGAUGGCAGCGGCAAGAGACCUACUAGCAAACUCCGACAAUGAGCCAGUGCUUGAGCUGAUGCAAAGCUUCCUAUUUUGUCCUGCAGCGCACAAGCCAGAAUUUGGGGCAGGUUCAGAGUUUCAUCCCUUCUACUACUUUUACCUCUCUGCUCCGCACCGCCCCUCAUUCGCGCAUACGACACUCGAAAUUAAAUUGUUUACUUUUUAACCCAUGGCACACGGUGGCGGCGUUCUGCUUACAUUCCGCGGUCUGCCACCGGACGCAACUGAGGCAGACCUGCGCGAAGUAGUCAAUGCACCUGUGCAUUCCGCCCAUAUACAGAAGGCUGGCGGCAGGGUCUUGUAUGGCGAAUGCCACGUAAAAAACAUAACCGAGGCCCUGAACAUCUUGAGAACAUGCAACUUCACGAUGGUCCGGCGCUGCGCAGUGAAGAUCCAUCUGGGUACCGGCAAGCAGCCGCUGUCGCCUAACCAGAGGAUAGAGAUUCCGCAGCUUUUGCCUGGCGUGGGUGAGCCUGAGGUGUUUGGAUAUUUCAAGCAGUUUGGGACAAUAAUACGAAUCGAAGUGGACCAGCAGAAAGCAUCCGUGUGGUACGCAAACGAGCCAGAGGCACUGAGGGCAGGGUGCAGCGUAAGCAGCAGCGGGCUGGUAGGGACGGUGCCUGUGUAUGAGAUAAUGGACUCGGGCUCGGAUGAGGAGGGGAUGAUCACUGACGACGACGUGCCGGCUAGAUAUCAUUGAGGAACGCGGGUGCGUGGGUCCCUAUACGGCUGCCAGCAAGCCGCCUGCUGCGCCAACAGCGCUAGCACAUGAACCCUCUGUUCGGCGAACUGAAAGACAUGCGCCAGUGGCAGCUGGUCCAGCUGUUAGUUCUCAGUCAUCUACGCCGCGUCCGCAGCCGCUGCCAGCUAAGAGCUCGAGUCAGGACCAGAUAAUGGCAAAGG